This is a messenger RNA of Dibothriocephalus latus, 342 nucleotides long. Lineage: Eukaryota; Metazoa; Platyhelminthes; Cestoda; Diphyllobothriidea; Diphyllobothriidae. The record is from the annotation of a GenBank genome assembly.
AUGCUGGCUUGGCAAUGUCUCAGUACUGCAAACUCCUGUGCAUUCGCUACCCGUAUCUGCUACUGCUCUCUGGGAACCACAGCAGACGCGUCAUCGACCGCGGCCAAGGUCUGCUACACCAAACCUCCCUAUGCUGGACCAUCUCUUCUCCUCUCCAUCUGUUUUUUUUUUAUGACAACAGAGCAGCCCCUCCUGACUAUGCUGCUCCGACUCCUCCCCCUCCUCGCCGCCGGGAUUAAGGCCCACCCGGCGGGGUUCCGGAUCCAACAAGGUCUACUUGCCGGCCUGCUACUGCUCUCUGAGGAUGAAUGCGCGACGGAUCUCGAAACGUCAGGCGAAUAA